Megalops cyprinoides (Indo-Pacific tarpon) is the source of this 2049-nucleotide messenger RNA. Its product is annotated as transmembrane protein 179-like. The coding region runs from base 46 to 744 and encodes 232 amino acids. NCBI's taxonomy places the organism in Eukaryota, Metazoa, Chordata, Actinopteri, Elopiformes, Megalopidae. The record is from RefSeq and is a predicted model, not a curated record. The transcript has 4 exons.
ACAGCUCGCCAUCACUGAAAGGGCUAUUCCUGGACGAGGCGAAAGAUGGUCCUAGACAAUUUCCUUUUCGGACAGUGCAUCCUCUAUUUUUUAGCCUUUGUAUUCGCUUUUGUCGCCGUCGUGCCGCUGUCGGAAAACGGCGAUGAAUUCCACGGGAAAUGUCUGCUUUUCGCCCGAGGGAUGUGGCAGAACGAGAACAUGACGGUGGGGAAGCAGCGCUUCGUAGUAGAGGAGUGGGGACCGCAGUCGUCCUGCCGAUUCGUCACACUCGUGGGGAUGAUGUCCCUCAUCCCGGCUGCGGUGCAGGCAUGGCGGAUGCUCUUCCUCCUUUGCAAAGGCCAUGACGACUCCUUCUUCCAUGCCUUCCUCAACCUUCUGGCCAGCAUCUUCGUGGUCUUCAUGAUCUUCGUGGCCAGCACCAUCACCAGCGUGGGCUUCAACCUUUGGUGUGACGCAGUCACAGAGGGCGGGACUAUGCCAAGCAGUUGUGAGGAGCUCCAGGAUACUGACCUGGAGCUUAGUCUGGACAACUCCUCCUUUUAUGACCAGUUUGCCAUCGCACAGUUCGGCCUAUGGGCAGCCUGGCUGACCUGGCUGGGCCUCACGGUGCUGGCCUUCCUCAAGGUUUACCGAAACUACCGGCAGCAGGAUCUGCUGGACAGCCUGGUGCACGAGAAGGAGCUCCUGCUGGGGCGGUCCUCCAGACGGGGAUCUGACGAGGACCAGAAGAGCGGCAUGAUCUAGGCCCUGCCGCUGUCACCGCCCCUUCACUCACAAACUUCCCCUGUCACAAAGGGGCAGGACAGUGGGUUGGUAACUACUGUGGAUUGGGGGAGGGGGUGCAUAUAAGGGGAAAAAGGCAAAAAAAAGAACUGAAUCGUGUAAAUGUGUGUUUAUGGCUCCAUUAUCACUGCAGAGCACGUUCUGUAUUCCUGUCAAACACAUCUGGACUUUGUGCAGUAUGGAGUGGACCAGCUUUUGUUUUGUCCUCGGUUAAGCAGAGACGUACUGCUCAGGGCAAAGCUUGAAAAGUAUUGUUGUAAAUGAGCCCAGUCUGAUUUGACUGGUUUUGAUACAUAGGGAAUUACAUUUCAUUGGAAAAGUCUCUAAUCUCUAACCCUCAAGACACACAAUGAAGCGUGAAUGAACAUUAAGCAAGUGUUUACAGUAAUCUGGGGAAAAAAACCUGCAGUAAGCACUUCUUACUAUGAGGAAAAAGACCAGCUCAGCAGUGCAAGUUUGUAACUCUCCACUGAGGUGUCAAAAGAGGAUAAUAGAAACUGCAUGAUUCCUGUUUAUUGGUUAAAAUACAAAAUAAGAAGCCCUGUUUCUUUGUGUCAUAAGUGUAAAUGUUGUGGGUCUGUGUGAUAGUUCCUCCUUCCAUCUCCAGUGUUUUGCAUUGACAAUGCCAAAGUGAGCAAUCAGACAAAAAAUCCCAGCACAAAAACAAGGUGAAGGAACAGCAGACACCAUUGAUGCCAGAUAGCAUUAAAGACAGCUAAUGGUGCACAUUUUAAUAUGAAUUAUAAAGAGGAUAUCAGUUUAUAGCUGUGGUCCUCUUACACUUGUAGAGAGUGAGGCUUCAUUAUUUCCAGAGUGGGUGGAGCUAUCAUGUUAUCAGUUAGUUGCUUUUAGAACCAAUCAUAGGUUUGCUGUUGCCUUGCUGUGGAGUGCAGUCUUUUGAUUGGUUCAAACCAUGAUAUACAUAGCAUGUAGUAGCUCCACCCAUCAUAGGGUGUGGGACUUCUCGGCCUCCCACCGCUAACACUGGCUUUUGAAGGCAUGAGUAUCAUUUUCCCACAGACACUGCCUGUUGUUACUUUCAGCAAGAAAUUCAAUUUUAGUUUGCUGUAUUCUCCAUUGUGUCCUGGUGAUGGGUUUGUGAAUUAGGCCUCAGUCUUGGCAGCUUUAUAUUUGAUUGGCUGGGGCCUGUGACACAGAUGGAUUUGACUACUCUGAAUGCUUGCAUGCUGUCAUAAACUAUGUGUAUUUUGUAGUAUCACGUGUGCAGUCAUGCCACUUUUGCUAAGAGCUAACUUUUUAAGGAUG